Molecule: messenger RNA, 1501 nt
Organism: Helianthus annuus (common sunflower)
Lineage: Eukaryota; Viridiplantae; Streptophyta; Magnoliopsida; Asterales; Asteraceae
Product: zinc finger CCCH domain-containing protein 2
Exons: 1
Coding region: 121-1287 (388 amino acids)
Molecular function (GO): metal ion binding
Source: RefSeq, a predicted model, not a curated record
UUCUCUCGUCAUUCUCCUCACUGACACCUCGUAUAAACCUCGUUCAAUCCACCAUUGCAACACACCAUCUCUCCCAAACAACAAUUGGCACAGAAACCCUCAAACCCAACAACAAACAUCAUGGAUGGUGAACAAGACCAUAACUUUCAGUCAGCCCACCAACUGUCCCUCCACACAAGAAAAUACCAAUCAUUCCGUAACCUUGAUAUCCCACCUCGUAAGCUUCUCACUCGUAGACUUGCUGCUUUAUCAUCUGAACCAUCUUUCGAUAUGUAUCAAUCUCCUAGGGUUCUUUCUGAAGAAAGCAUGUUCCACAAAUUCUUGCCUAACUCUUGUGUUGAUGAUGAUUCUGAUCCAUACGCUUCUGACGAGUUUCGGAUGUUCGAGUUCAAGGUGCGGAAGUGUACUCGCAGCCGGUCGCAUGACUGGACCGAUUGCCCGUUUGCUCAUCCGGGCGAAAAGGCUCGCAGGAGAUGUCCGCGUCGGUUUUGUUAUUCGGGUGUAAUGUGCCCGGACUUCCGUCGUGGAUGUUGUGUCCGUGGGGACACAUGUGAGUUUUCUCAUGGGGUGUUUGAGUAUUGGCUCCAUCCGUCUCGCUACCGCACUGAAGCGUGUAAAGACGGGAGGAGUUGUAUGAGGAAGAUCUGCUUUUUUGCUCACACUUCUAGCCAGCUUCGAUCGGUUUCUGUUUCGGAGAUGUUGGUUCCUCCGAACAAGCAUUGCGCUUACUGUCGCUGCCAUCGUGCUAUCCAACACACCGUGUCGCCUACUUCGGUUCUGGAUGAGAACAAGGUGUCACCACCCUCUUCUCCACAGGUCUCACCCGCGCAACACACGGGUGGGUAUUCUCCUAUUUCGCGUUUCCAAGUUGAGUCAUCAACUGCAAUGACGACUCAACUUGGAAACGCGGGUUCUAGCUGUUUCCAAGUUGAGUCAUCUUCUGGAAUGACUCUACUUGGAAACGCGGGUUCUAGCUACAAAGAAGUCAUGACACCUGGUGAGAUGAAAGAACUCAUGUACAACAUGAACACUAUGACUUUGAAUGAAGUUGAUCAAACUCCGAAUUCUAACCCCGAGUGGGUGGAUUCUUUCGCUGCUUAUAAUGAUGAUCAGCGGUUAUUUUGUUCUCCCUAUCCGUCAACCUCGUCCCCUUCAGCAUCUGGAUCAAGUUGGGUUCCUCCCGGAGACAGCAAUUACGCGAUGAAUAACCUUGAGGAAGACACGUUUGUGAGUGAGACCGCUAUAGCUCGUCCAGAUCUUGAAUGGGUGAAUGAUCUCCUCACUUAGAUGAUGAAGGAGCAAGAGGAACGUACUGAAGGAGAUGUCUACAUACAUGAAUAAGAAGAAUAAUGUUUAUGCAAUUGUCAUUAGAACUUUAUUAAUAAUUACUACUAGAUUUAAAAAUAUAAUUAUCUUAGUGGUUCCGAUUAUGGUUAGAAAGCUUGUGGUCUUAUGUUAAAAGUAGUAGCAGAGAUAUGAAGUUGUAUAUAUUAAAACGGUA